Messenger RNA from Cyclopterus lumpus (lumpfish), 2340 nucleotides. RefSeq names its product UDP-N-acetylglucosamine pyrophosphorylase 1 (gene uap1). Lineage: Eukaryota; Metazoa; Chordata; Actinopteri; Perciformes; Cyclopteridae. Gene Ontology annotation, biological process: UDP-N-acetylglucosamine biosynthetic process. Gene Ontology annotation, molecular function: UDP-N-acetylglucosamine diphosphorylase activity. The record is from RefSeq and is a predicted model, not a curated record.
UGUAGUCCGGGGUGGGAGGCGUCCUAGGAACCAGUACAAGAAACCCCUCAGCGGCUGGCAGGCAUUAAUGGUCUUAACCACCACCGGGAGCACCUGCGAAGAGCGUGGCCGAGUUAACCAGAAGCACUUUUUUUUCACCAUGGACCCGAACGCCAGCGGACUCGCCGCGAGGUUGGCCGAAGCCGGCCAGUCUCACCUCCUGCAGUUCUGGAAAGAGCUGAGCCCCGAGGAGCAGGGCGACUUCGCCCUGGACCUGCAGAACAUGGACUUCCAGGAGAUCAACGGGUUCUUCCGGAGGGCCAUGGAGGCGUCCGGCGGCAGCAAACAGGAGAAGAUGGACGGCCGCAUGGAGCCGGUGCCCCGGGAGGUGCUGGGGAGCGUGACGAGGGACCGGGAGAGUCUGAAAGGCUGGGAGGAAGAAGGUCUCCGCUGCAUCUCUCAGAGUAAAGUGGCCGUCCUGCUGCUGGCCGGGGGCCAGGGAACCAGACUGGGGGUCUCUUACCCCAAAGGCAUGUACGACGUGGGGCUGCCGUCCCACAAGACCCUCUUUCAGAUCCAGGCCGAGCGCAUUUGGAAACUUCAGCAGCUGGCGGAGCAGAAGCACAGCAUCAAGUGCUGUCUUCCCUGGUACAUCAUGACCAGCGGCAGGACGAUGGCGUCCACCAAGGAGUACUUCUCGCGACACAACUAUUUCGGCUUGGAGAAGAACAACGUCAUCUUCUUCCAGCAGGGCAUGCUGCCAGCCAUGGACUACAACGGCAAGGUCAUCCUGGAGAACAAGGGGAAGCUCUCCAUGGCCCCUGACGGGAACGGGGGUCUCUACAGAGCGCUGGGGAACCAGGGCAUCCCGGAGGACAUGCAGCGCCGGGGGAUUGAGUUCAUCCACGUGUACUGCGUGGAUAACAUCCUGGUCAAAGUGGCGGACCCCUCCUUUAUUGGUUUCUGCGUGAAGAAGGGAGCGGACUGUGGAGCCAAGGUGGUGGAGAAAACCAACCCGACGGAGGCGGUGGGUGUGGUCUGCAAGGUGGACGGGCUUUAUCAGGUGGUGGAGUACAGCGAGAUCACCCUGGCAACCGCCGAGAAGCGCAGCGCCGACGGCCACCUGACGUUCAACGCCGGAAACGUGGCCAAUCACUUCUUCAGCUUCUCCUUCCUCAGAGACAUCGUUCAGAAGUACGAGCCGGAGCUGCAGCACCACGUGGCCCAGAAGAAGAUCCCACAUGUGGACACGAAGGGUCAACUCAUCAAACCCGACAAACCAAACGGGAAAAUGGAAAAGUUUGUCUUCGACAUUUUCCAGUUCGCCAAGACGUUCGUCGUGUACGAGGUGCUGCGGGAGGACGAGUUCUACCCGCUGAAGAACGCCGACAGCCAGGACGCCAAGGACACGCCCACCACCGCCAGACACGCCCUCAUGUCCCUCCACCGCCGCUGGUUGCUCAACGCCGGCGGCCACUUCAUCGACGAGAACGGCCGACACGUGCCCGCCAUACCCAGAGACGGAUCAGCGGACAGUUUCACAGAUGAUGGCAACAGAAACCUGAAGGACGGAACCGACCUGCCAAUCAAAUGUGAGAUCUCCCCGCUGGUGUCCUACGGGGGAGAGGGCCUCGAGGAGCUGGUGAAGGGGCGAGAGUUUCAUCCCACCCUGACGAUCGACGAGCACGGCGUCCACGAGCUGGUGAAGAACGGCGUGUAGGCGAGGAAGAGGCGUGUAGACGAGGAAGAGGCGAGGGAUGAGGAAGAGGCGAGGGACGAGGAUGAGGCGACCCAAAGACCGAACCUGCCCCCGAUUCUUUUGUCUCUCGCCAUUUUUUUUUUUGCUGGGGGAGAAACUGUGAUGUCAUCACUGUGCAAUAAUAAUAAUAAUAAUAAUAACAAUAACAAUAACAAAUGUUGGUGUCCUUUUGAAAGAGGCCCGCCGGAUGAAGUUUACUUUUUCAGAGCCGUGUUUUCGUACACGUUGACGUCGUUUUUGUUUAAUCCGAAGAGCACUUGAGCACAGCGAGAGAUGAAGGAACCAAAUCGCUGUCGCACCGACCGGAUGAAGCGGUCUGCGGGUGCAUCUAUUUAUUUUUGUUGCUUUAUAUAUUUUUAUAUGUACCAUCUACUCAUUUUACCUGGUGAUUUUUUUUAUUUUUUUUUUAUAUACGACCUGUAUGAUCUGAAAGACGUUUCUUACUAGCAUGCAAUCGAAGGUACGGGGGGAGGGGUGGGGGGGUAUUUAUAAUAUCUGCGUCUUUUUAAUGCUUGUAAUCAUUGUAGAUGAGAUAUUAUUCAGCUUUAAGAGAUUCUAUGACUUCUAUCUUUAUUAAAGAAAUGUCCUAAUUGGAAAACCUA